Molecule: messenger RNA, 630 nt
Organism: Aureobasidium melanogenum CBS 110374
Lineage: Eukaryota; Fungi; Ascomycota; Dothideomycetes; Dothideales; Saccotheciaceae
Exons: 1
Coding region: 1-630 (209 amino acids)
Cellular component (GO): nucleus
Source: RefSeq, a predicted model, not a curated record
AUGGAUCCGCUCGACAAAGUGAGGGCACAGGCCUACCGCGACGCCUGCCGCGCAGCAUACUUCGGCGUCGAAAAGGUCUACAAAGCGGAAGAAUUCAUCCAGGAGCUCGAUGAGAAACUUACCGGAGGUCGAGUUGGCCAGAUGACUGCUUUGACUGGCGGAGUGAAGAUCUCGUGGAACAAGAGACUGACAGCCACGGCUGGCCUGGCCAAGUGCAAGCGUGGCAUCCUGCAUCGCAUGUCCUCCGCCACCAUCGAGUUGUCCGACAAACUCAUUGAUGACCAAGACCGCCUGCUCAACACUGUCGCUCACGAAUUCUGUCACGUCGCCAACAUCUUGAUCAGUGGAGAUCUUCGCUCCCACGGAUCUGGUUUCAAGGAAUGGGGCAGGAAAUGCGAAGAAGUGUUCACCGAUCUCGGUAUCAAGGUUACAAGAACACACAACUACAAAGCCAAGUUUGAGUUCAUCUGGACAUGCACUGAGAAGCAAUGUGGCGAAGAAAUUGGCUACCAUACCAAGAGACUUGACCCCAAGAAAGACAGAUGUCGUCGUUGCGGUGGUGUCUUGAUGCAGACAAACCCAGUUGCACGUGUUCUCAAGCCUCGCCGCGACUGGGACAUUUGGGGAUGA